Molecule: messenger RNA, 392 nt
Organism: Salvelinus sp. IW2-2015
Lineage: Eukaryota; Metazoa; Chordata; Actinopteri; Salmoniformes; Salmonidae
Gene: mt2
Product: metallothionein 2
Molecular function (GO): metal ion binding
Source: RefSeq, a predicted model, not a curated record
CUAGCUAGAAAUUAAAAGCCGACAACACACCACUGACACCCAGCAAAACUACUACGAUCCAUUCGGAUAAAGAAGGGAGCUCAAAAACUGGAAAAUGGAUCCUUGUGAAUGCUCCAAAACUGGAUCUUGCAACUGCGGUGGAUCCUGCAAGUGCUCCAACUGCGCAUGCACCAGUUGUAAGAAAGCAAGUUGCUGCGACUGCUGUCCCUCCGGCUGCAGCAAGUGUGCCUCAGGCUGCGUGUGCAAGGGCAAGACUUGUGAUACCAGCUGUUGUCAGUGAGGCCUGUGUAUGACAUCACAAUGCAGUCCAUUCCCUAUGACUGAAGUUGUACCAUCUUGAGCAUAGAUUUUGUACAUUGUCAAAUGUAAGGCAAUAAAUUGCAUCUAACUUA